Molecule: messenger RNA, 6537 nt
Organism: Ectocarpus siliculosus
Lineage: Eukaryota; Phaeophyceae; Ectocarpales; Ectocarpaceae
Source: the annotation of a GenBank genome assembly
AUGUGUGAUACCUACAGUGUGCCAGGAGGGACUGACUUCGUCUACGAGCGCGAUCAUGACGCGUUCGCGCGGCUUGAUGAUUAUUGCAACUGGAACCAGAUGUCAGAACCAGCAGCUCCUUUGGUGGUUUCUGGGCCCUCUGGGUCGGGCAAGAGUGCUCUCCUUGCGAACUGGCUUUUGCACUACCGCCGGCGGUUGGAAAAGCGGCCGAAACACGGAGGGGCGUCGGAGAAGAUCCUUAUUUUUUGCCACGCAGUCGGGUGCACACGACAUGGCGUCGAGGUGGACCAGUUACUGUGGAGGCUUCUCGCGGACGUCAAGCAGCGAUUCGAUUUGGUUCGAAACGUUCCAAACGAAGCAGAACGGCUCAGCUGGGAAUUGCCGCGCUUUCUUGAUCUGGCAGCAAGAGAGGGGCGUGUGAUCAUCGUUGUUGACGGCCUUCACCGCCUCCAGGACAAGAAUGGGGGAGAAAUUGGUCUGCAGUGGCUCCCCCUCCGGAUUCCAGGCAAUGUUCGGAUCAUCGUUACCGCGACACAUCCAGACCCAAACUACCUCCAGCUUCACGAGCUAAAAAUCAGACAACACAUGGCCAACCCCCACCAGUCACUGCUCUCGUCCCAGCCGUCUGACAACUCAAACGGGGUCGGUGAUACGCACGCAAGCGGCGGCGGGAGCGGCGGCGGUUCUACCGGCAAGGGAAAAAGCAGUGCCGGGACCGGCGAAGAAGGCGAAGCGGAGUACGAGAGUAGUCAUCGGCGACGAAAGGUGCUCAUGGAGCUUUCUCGAAGAAAGUGGCCAACUUUGGAACUCGGGCCGCUCCAGAAUUGGCGCAAACGCGACAUCGUGGAGGCAUUCCUCAGGCGCUCACUCUCGGGGACAAGAACGCAAGAUUCGGUACCCUCAACCGCGAACAGCGAUUGUCGACCAAAACCACCACACGCUUCUUCGGAAGAAGGGAUAUUUCUGACAGGGGUCGACAUGAAGGAGAAUGGAACAAUCGGCCUCGGGACUGGCACCGUGACUAGCAGUGUAACGCCGGGGGGAUCGGGAGAGCCGGGUUCAUCGCCGGGUUUGGUCUUGUUCCCGUCGAUGAUCGAGAGUAUCCUGUCAAACGAUGCCACGAGCUCCGCGCUGUACUUGCGUACGCUGCUCCGGGCUCUCGAUUGGGCGGCGAAGAACGCGUACGACGUGCGUGCAUUGCUGAAGAACAUGCUGAACACGACGACUGUUGGUCAACUGUACAACGUGUUCUUCGACAGCAAUCCCACAGAGACAUCGAUACGGAUCGCGGAACAGGACAAUGAAGCCGAAGGGGGCAAGCAAGCGCUGCAGGACGUUAUCGAUGCUCUGGGGGGAGAAAUGCCCCUCAACUCACUAGAUUCCAGUUCUUCCGCCGAGAGUCAUACAGGUGGCAACCGGCACCGGCAGCGGCAGCAGCAGCAGCACUCCGCCGUCGCGUCCGAGAGACCGGGGCAUGUAAAUGAUGCAGUAGUUGGCGUCGACGCUGCUCAAGAAGGACAAACGAGCGGAAACAUGGCGUCGGACAAACUCCAGGUCGUGGAAGGAGCCAACGACAACGCGAAAGGCGAGGGCAAUGACUGCUCAGAAGAGGGAAAUGAAGAGGAGGACGCAGGGUGGAGCGAAGGGGAGGGCGACGAAUACAGCGAGGAAGGGUACGAAGACAGUGAUUUCGAAGAGAUCGAGGAGGGUGAGCAGGUGAAAGUAGGGAGAAACAAGUCACCUCCAGAGGACGGUGCUUCGUCGACAAAGUUUCAAGAAGCAGCCAUGACGGACGGGAUAAACCAAGAACAGGGGACAGACGGUGGUACUCAAGCUAGCAUGUCUCGGGAGGAAGUUGGUCCAGGACCAACUGGCUCCGAACCAACUCAGAAUCGUGCCGGCAAUGUCUUCGGGGUUACGGAUGAAUCCAGGAGUGGCGGCUUGCCCUCCAGAGCUUUCGCCUUGUCUGAGGUUCCGGUGUAUCUGUCGGGAGGGACAAAGGCGAGUACAAGGGUGCAACGAUUGCUCAUUCAGGUCGAAGGGUUUGGUGUGAAGGUCGGUCGCGCGGUGGCCCUCCUCCACGUCGUCCGCCAUGGCCUGAGGUCCCAGGAGCUGUGGUCAUUGCUCGCAGCAUUGGAGGCUUACUCGUCAGCCCAGGAGAAGGCUGAGGGCACAGAAGGGGAGGCCGAAUCGCGGCUUUUGCGAAAGCUGCUCAGAAACCAGAACCGGCUGAUUGACAGCAUACGCCAGAUGGAUACCGACAGGGACGGCGUUGUCUCCACGGCGGAGUUCCGAGCCGCGAUCGUCUCUAUGAACCUCGGCCUCACCGAUCGUCAAGUGGAGAAGCUUAUCCACUCUAUCGACGUGGACAACGAUGGGGAGCUAGACAUGCAGAGCGCCAGGAAAGGCGAAUUCGAGUCUAGCACUUGGAGCGACUUCACAGAAGAAGACGCCGGCGACACCAGUUCUCUAUCAGACGGGGCCAAGGCCUCCCUCAAGUCAGCUCUGUCGGUGUUGGGCGUGUGCCACGACGGUCUAACCCACAACGGAGAGGAGCAUAGCAUCUUUGUACUCGGGCUCGACGCUGAGGACCUGCGGGAAGUGGUGUCUCGACGAUACGUGACGUCUGAUAGUGCUUGGCACUCUCGCCUGGUGCGGUUCUUCCAGGCGCAGCCACCAAGCCCCCGAAGGUGCGAGGAGCUCCCAUGGCACCUAAAAAAGUGCUACAGGUGGCACCCGCUCAAGAACUCCUUGGUCAAUCUGCGGACGUUUGAGACAAUGUGGACGACGACCCAACUGAGAAGGGAGUUGAUGGACUACUGGAAGCUUUUGACGGAGGGGCCUCUCCAUGCUAGUGAAGAAGCAGCAGCGGCUGACCUCAGGAACGACAGUAAAUCGAGACUCGUCAGCCUCAUGAUGCAGGAGUCAUGCAAUCGAGGAAUGGGGGGGUCGUCCGUGAGUGCGGCGGAUAUAAUCGCUGUCGGUAACGACGGCAACGGCGACAGUUCUGGCAAGGUUGCGCCCUUUGACCUGGUUUUCGAGUACAACCACGCCGUUGAGGGGUGGCAGGCGUUGGGUCGCCCGACAAUAUCGCGGCUUGGAGAGAUGGUUCACACGAUCAGUGACUUCAUGAGGGAGAUGAGCCAGCUCGUUCAAAAGGAAUAUGCUAGAAGCCCGCCGUUCCUGCACAUGCCCCUGGACUUCAAGACCUUGGAAAGUGUCGGCAUCAACCCCGAUCUGAUCGCGUGGACAGGGGCGGAUGCCACUCCCGCCUUGCGAGAAGGGGCUGAAGAGCAUGUGAACGCGAGAAAUAAGGACGAUAUCCUGGCAAAGCCGAAGGGUGCUCCCAAGGACAAGCUUUCCUACUACCGCGUGGCCCCUUUCUACUACUUCCAGCGAUGGCUGUGGGUUCAGUUUCCUUGGAUGGCGUUGUCGGGAAGCAGCGCCGGUGUGGUGUCAGCAGGACCAGCGGGUGCGAGAGCAGCAACGACAGUGGCCGCGGAAGGGUUUGGUUUUGGAAGUGGUGGCAACUCUGGCGUUGGCGAUCGGGGUGAUGGAAAAGGCGCCUUGCCAGACAAAUCACGCAGAUUCUGGCGUGUAAAGCGGAUAGAUCCGUUUGGAGAGCCUUCGGUGAACGUAAGCGAAGACCGACUGAGGUCACGACUCAAGGCGGAGGUCGGGAGAUCGGUGACGACUACUCUACUGGACACGCAAUCACACUAUAACCUCCUCAACGAUGUCGGCGCCGGGAUGGCGUCCAACGCGGCGCAUCGGCGACACGCUCUUCGUGUGGAAGCAGAGGAGACGUUCGGCAAACCACCCCGUGCAAAACAGCCGCGCACGUUGGCUUCUGUGGGGAGCGCACCACUGUCUACCAACAAUGGUACUGGUGGCCGGGGCGGCUUCCUGAGCGAGGACGACUCCGACUUGAACUCGGCUAUCGUGACGUCUCCUGCUGACCUAAAGUCACUAGGAAUAGGGCGGGACGUUUUGGCUAGCAUUGUAGGGGGCGGAGAUUUGAUGGGACAAGGCGGCGGCAUUGCAAACGACGGGGAUGGUAGUGCUGGGUCGAAGGCUCGGAGUGGCAUAGGCGGAGGCCGAGGAAGAGGGCGCAACAGCGGGCUUGGAGCUUCGCACUACCGCAGGGCACUUGCGGACGGACGAAAGGCUAUUAGCGUGCUAGCAGGCACAAACCCGCUGUCUCCGUUGCCAGGGAAAGCCUUGGUGGAGACUGGAAGUUUCCUGGGCACUAGCAUCAGCAUAUUCCCGAUGUCCAUGGAUGAGGAAAUGGUGCAUGAGGCCAAGGACAUGGCACUAAAGCUGCGACAUAUCCACGACGCCCUGCAAGGAGAAGUGAAACGAAAGACCAAGAGACUAAUCGAGAUCAAGCGAGGCGUCGAGGAGCGGAAUUCACAGGACGCGUACACAAUGUCGCGCACGAUGGCGGGAGAGAACAUGAUCAAAGCGCUUGAGACGCGAUUCACCAAGGUACGCUCCACGAGCGCCGAGCUAGACAGAGUUGGGGCGUUCUACGGCCGCAUCAUCGAGCUAUGCGUGGGCAACCCGCCGAAAGACAACCGUCACCUGCGUGCCCUCGAAGAACAGGUGUUUUUGUCCAAGCAACAAACGACCGACCUGUCUGGAAAGGUCCAGAAACUUCUUUUCGAGAAAGACGAUAUUGAGCGCCUUGGCAUCGACGGUCUCAGGGUUCAGCUUGCCCGCACCAAGGCCGUUCGUCAAAAGGUCAACGUCCGGGCAGAACAACUGCGCGAGCAAAUCGAGAAGAAUGUGAAGUCCGAGCGGAGAGGCCUCAAGGCUAGGGAAGCCGCGAUGCAUCUUGACGGCUCAUCGACACUGCCGCGGGGAACGACCGUACUCGACCGUGACCAUCCUAGUAUGCACGGGGUUGGCGUAACUGCCCUUGUCGCUACCGGCAAAGUGUAUGGAGCGGCGAGGCGGGCCCAGACUCAAUCCCGCCUGUUCGGCGAAGAGGAACUAGAGAGGGAGGGCAUGGAAGAAGCUUUGGAGCAGCUUGCGAUGGUCGUGGGUGCGGAACAUGUCGAUGAUAUCGCAGAGAAAUUCAAGGACAUCGAGGCUAGAGCGCAAGAUCUCCAAGCCCAGGGGCAGUCCUGCACGGUGACAGUCGAAAAGCUGCGCAAGAAACUCGAGCGCCGUCAAAAGACCCUUUCGGAUUUACAGGUGGUAGACCGUGACGCUUCGGCCGGAGGCUCAUCCACGCCUUGCGCUUCUUCCGGGAACAGCAAUCUCCAUCGUGAACAGCGUCGUCUGGAUGACUUGGUAUUCCAGUCGGGGAUUCGUCUCGCGCAGAGUACCAGAAAGGCCUUGAAGGCGAAGGGAGACUUCACCGACCUGAGGGUAGGUGUUCUUCACCUAGCAAGCCUGAUCGAUUCAGUGGUCCGACAAGCCGACGAUCACGGUGGUGCUCUCAUCCUGGCAAAGAGCCGGGUCCAGCAACUGCUGGCGAAGGAGCUAUCGAACGCAGCGGCAGCGACGGACGUGCCAUCAGCAGUGGGGGGGGUGGCGGCACCAACACCUUCAACAGCGGCAGAAAGCAGUGGCCCAGGCGGUGCAGCGGGGGCGGGGGCAGGAGUGGCGGCGCCAGCGCUAGCAGAAGGUGGUGUCUCUUCGAGGGUGGUGCCGUUACGUGACAUGGAGGAUCCUUUGGAAGGCGAGCACGACGUUGAUCACCCGGAUGGUUCGGGACUGGUGGAAACCAUACCUGUGGAAAAGGACGAGGACGUUUGCAAGCUAUUGGAAGCAUGCGAAAGACGUGUCUGCCGUGUGAUGGAAGCCAGUGGUCUCGGAGGAAGCGUAGGAACGAAAGAAUCGGUCUCAGAUUCUGACAAAAAUGUUGACCCGCAGCGACCUUCCUUCUGGCACAGCGGGAUCAACACGGCGACGGUUCCGCCGGGGAGCGAGCCGGUUACGGAGGGAGAGGCAACCCCCUCGGUUCUCGAUCGACUCUUCAUGGGGCAGACCAAGGGCCUCAAGGGCGACGGCGCGGGGAUGGACAUUCGCGUCUUCCCGCCCAAAGCGCGCGAUACCCGAUUCGAGCGGAGCAUGGGUGACGCUCUCAGACAACAGAACGAAAAGCUGGAAAUGCAAGAGACGGAGGCCAGCAAUCUUGACCGUAACGCGGUGGCGACGGGAGUGGCGUCGUUCCUUGAGGAUGCGCUCAACAGCAAGUCUGCCAACAAGCACUUGAGGCGGGCCAACAUGCUCGUGAUGGGCAAACAGGGUAAGCGCGCUGGGUUCGGGCUAGUGAUGGAUGAUGUACUGAGCGGUGCCGAUAUCGACAUCUACGGCCUCGCGGACGCAACGAGGAGACGAGCCAACGGCAUGGAGAAGGCUUCGACCGCGGACCAAGCCAUUCUCAGUCGCACAGAUUUGUCCUCAGCCGUAAGAGGAAGGCCAGACUUGAAGGCGAGCUCGCAGGCAACGUCUGCCCGGCGGAAGCAGGAGGGCCGGAAAAAGGCUUUGAUGAAGAAACGGGUCGCCCAGACGGCGCGCGCUUAG